Molecule: messenger RNA, 1227 nt
Organism: Elephantulus edwardii (Cape elephant shrew)
Lineage: Eukaryota; Metazoa; Chordata; Mammalia; Macroscelidea; Macroscelididae
Gene: MRPS31
Product: mitochondrial ribosomal protein S31
Exons: 10
Coding region: 1-1227 (408 amino acids)
Cellular component (GO): mitochondrial small ribosomal subunit
Molecular function (GO): structural constituent of ribosome
Source: RefSeq, a predicted model, not a curated record
AUGUCUCAGGAAUCACAUCGGACAAAGACUAUCAUCCAGAGGUAUUUUGGCACUAACAAGAAAGAUGAGGAGUCUACUGAAGUUCCUAAGACAUCCAAGGAAGCUUCCCAGAGCAAAGGCAGUGCAAAAGAGAACCCAAAGCAAGACUUGUUAAAUAUUAUUAAGGGUAUGAAGGUUGAAUUAAAUACCAUAAAUGUACAAACAACGCAGCCACCCAACAGAAGACCUAGAAAAAGUUUAGAGAUUACAAUUGGCAGGCUUAAAAAAACUACAGAAAACUCCACAAAGGAAAGAGUGGAGUCCUUGAGUCCUGAGUUAGUGGCAGCUGCGUCUGCUGUAGCAGAUUCUCUCCCUUUUGACAAGACGACGACCAAGUCAGAGCUGCUCAGGCAGCUGCAGAAACAUGAGGAGGAGUGGAAGACACAGAAGGAAAGAGGAAGACACCAAGUUAGUUUCAAUAGCAUAAUAUCAGAUAUGAAAGUUGCCAAAUAUGCUGCAGUGAAAGUUAGUUCACAAUCAGAGCUUCGGAUUCAGUUUGAUGAAGAUAAUGAUUUUGACUAUUUGAAGAAGAAGGCUAAUCUUAGUAAAAGGAAGAAUAUAUUCCAGGGGAAGAGACUUAAUAUUUUUGAUCCUCAUGUUGCUGAAGAGGAACCUGAAACAGAGGGCUCCCCUUCGAUCUGGGAUAUAGAAUUUGCUAAGCAGUUAGCUGCCUUAGCUGCCGUGACUGAGCAGCCCAUCCAGAAUGGCUUUGAAGAGAUGAUCCAGUGGACUAAAGAGGGGAAGCUGUGGGAGUUCCCAAUUAACAACGAAGCAGGUUUUGAUGAUGAUGGUUCAGAAUUUCAUGAACAUAUAUUUCUGGAUAAACAUUUGGAGGAUUUUCCCAAAAAAGGACCAAUUCGCCACUUCAAACAGUUCCUGGGUCUUCCUUUCACUCCCUUGGGGCAGUGUGAUGUUAACGGCGGCACAUCAGGGUUCGAUCACAGCUCCGUGCCCCCUGGCUUCAUGGCUGCCCAGCUGGGCCACCUUGCACGAGUUGUUCGGUCAAGAACAACACGCAAGUGCUCAUCAGCUGUCACAACAACAAGAAGCAGCUCCUGGGUCCCCAAGAGUGGCAAGGGCAAGAAGAAGUCCAAGGCCGUCAGCAAGGACCUCUACAUCUCUAAGAUGCUCCUGUGUGGGGACUUGGUCAUCGUGGUCCUCAGGAACCCUCUCAUCGCCGGCAAGUAG